Molecule: messenger RNA, 2517 nt
Organism: Sitophilus oryzae (rice weevil)
Lineage: Eukaryota; Metazoa; Arthropoda; Insecta; Coleoptera; Curculionidae
Product: diphthine--ammonia ligase
Exons: 11
Coding region: 402-2441 (679 amino acids)
Biological process (GO): protein histidyl modification to diphthamide
Molecular function (GO): diphthine-ammonia ligase activity
Source: RefSeq, a predicted model, not a curated record
CAGUUCUAAUCACAGAACAGAUUAAAAUAAUUUUUUAAAAUAAUUAACGUUUAUAUUGAGACACAUUUGAAUUUAAAAUUUUGCGAAUUUGUUAAACUUUUCUGAGUUUAUUUUGUUAUUUUUUAAUUAUUCUACAAAUGGAUUUGUUCAGAGGUGUUAAAUCUAGAAGAAUAUUGCGUCAGAAGUUAAACAAACAGUGACGUUAUUACGAAUUUCAGGAAAAGACUGUAAAAUAGUUAGAUGUGCAGCGUGGGGUAGAUCUCGUCCAAAAAUCGGGAUAAAUAAGGGAAUAACUUCACUGUUGGUUUAGAUGGAAAAGAAAUAUUUUUGCGUUCUAUCUCAUAUUUCCACCUAAAAUUCCGAAUUAUAAUACAGGGAACAUUUAAGUAACCAACAUAAACAUGAGGGUUGUAGCUCUAGUCAGUGGAGGUAAAGAUAGUACCUUUAAUAUGAUGCAAUGUGUCGCUGCAGGCCAUAAAAUAGUUGCCUUAGCAAAUUUGUUUCCUUAUAAUCAAUCUGAGAUAGAUAGUUUUAUGUAUCAGAGUGUGGGUCACGAAGCAGUUGAUUUGAUUGCGCAAGCAAUUGAUUUGCCAAUUUACAAAAAAUGCACAUACGGGGUGUCAAAGAAAAAAGGCAAGAACUAUGAUCCAUGUGAUCCCUCUGAUGAGGUAGAAGAUUUGUAUAAUUUACUCAAAGAAAUUCAAAAUGAGAUUGAAUUUGACGGUGUUUCCGUUGGGGCUAUUUUAAGCAAUUACCAAAGAAUUCGGGUUGAAAAUGUGUGCAUUAGACUAAAUUUAACUCCCUUGGCGUAUUUAUGGCAACGCAAUCAAGAGGACUUAUUAGAUGAUAUAAUCAAGUGUGAAGUUGAUGCUAUAGUGAUCAAAGUGGCAGCCUUAGGACUAGAACCGAAAAAACACUUAGGCCAUAGUUUAAGCCAAUUACAACCAUAUUUACUAUCGAUGCACGAAAAAUAUGGUAUUAACGUUUGCGGAGAGGGGGGAGAAUAUGAAAGUCUGACGUUAGACUGUCCAUUGUUUAUGAGCCGCCUUGUAGUGGAAGACUCGGAAAUAGUGAUGCACCAAGAUGACCCUAUAGCUCCAGUGGGGUACUUAAAAUUCAACAAAAUUUCAUUGGAAUUUAAGCUUCCCGCUCUAGACUUACAAAGUAGACUACAAGGCUUACCAUUGAAAGACAGUUACGGGUAUAUUUUGGAAGAUGGCGAAGAAAUAUUAGAGUUAAGUAAUGAAGAAGAUGAAACCGAGAACUCCUUUUUACUGGCUAGUGAAAUACCUCAAAUUAAUAUUAAGCCAUGUUUAAUUCAACAACCUCAUUAUGGAAAAAGCAAAGACGGGUGGUUGUGGAUUGGCGGAAUCCAAGGAUUAGCUUCAAAUCCUGAAGAAGCAUUAGAGGAAGCAAUAGAUAAAAUUAAGUGCAUCCUUCAUUCAAAUGCCCACGAUGUAAAAGAUGUAUGUUCAGUUAUAAUGUACAUCAGAGAUAUGUCUGAAUAUUCGCAGUUAAACGCCACAUAUAUUAAAGCUUUUAAUCAUACCAAUCCACCAACAAGAGCUUGUGUUCAAGUGCCUAUAGGACAUCCUGUACAAUUAGAAGUUAUAUCAUGGAAAAAAUUAACUGGAGAACUAGCUGGAGAUGGAGAAAUUGACAGACAAACAAUGCACGUGCAAAGUAUUUCUCACUGGGCACCAUGUAACAUAGGGCCUUAUAGCCAAGCUGUCAAAAUUGGCGAUUUUAUUCACCUUGCCGGUCAAAUUGCUUUGGUCCCAGGCAACAUGCAGUUAGUUAGUCAAGGCAUUAUAUCUCAGUGUAAGGUAGUUGUUAGACAUAUAGGACGACUACUGACAGCUGUGGAUAACACUGUCAAUUUAAGAGACGUUGUACAGGGUAUUUGUUAUUUAACUCACCACAAUUAUAUUGACCUGGCAAGAAGAUACUGGGAGUCUAAAACUAACAAUGCUAUAGUGGAAUAUGUGGUGGUUACAGGCUUGCCAAGGUCAGCUGCCAUUGAAUGGCAGGUCUGGGCUCACAAACACAACAAUCAAUUCGAGUAUGAGGAAAGAGGCAAAUGUAUAGAUAAUUACUCAAUUUCUCUCUACAGAAGAAUAAACUAUGAUAAUAACGUAGCAGCUAUAGUCUGUCGCGUAGAAAACAUAGAAGAAUCACAGUCAUUUGACUCCAAAAUAUUUUUGGAAGCUGUAUCAUAUUCAAUUGAUAAGUUGAAACAAGGAACUGAUCACGACCCUAAUACAGUGUACAAUUUGAAAAUAUUCUACUCCGUUUUUAAGUUAAACAAUCCAGAAGAUCUCUUGGAAAUUAUGCACGAUUUUAUAGACGGUACUAAUGUUUUAGUGUACAACUUUAUACCAGUGAUAGAAUUAAAAAAUAAGAAUACUAUAUUGUCUAUAUGCGGUGUCCGUAAUCAGUGAUUGAUAUAUAAAAAUAGAAUAAUAAAAGUUGUAAGCAUACCUAUAUUUUACUUUAUAAUAAAUUUUUUUAAAAUUA